Messenger RNA from Python bivittatus (Burmese python), 1894 nucleotides. RefSeq lists its product as uncharacterized. Gene Ontology annotation, cellular component: external side of plasma membrane; apical plasma membrane. The record is from RefSeq and is a predicted model, not a curated record. Lineage: Eukaryota; Metazoa; Chordata; Lepidosauria; Squamata; Pythonidae. Gene Ontology annotation, biological process: negative regulation of cell-matrix adhesion; wound healing, spreading of epidermal cells; positive regulation of cell migration.
AGCAGGAAGCCAGAGGAAAGGGAGGGAGAAAACGUGAGAGAUGGCUUGGCUCAAGCUCACGAUGCAGCUCUUCUUCCUUGGGGCAUCGCUGGUUUUGCCAGCUUACUCCCAACAGCCCCCUUGCGAGAUUGUCAGGAAGACGGUGGCACAAGGCUCCUUCCGGCUGGAUGUGGAUCCUCUUUAUUAUGAGCCUGGGGCCAUCUAUACAGUAUCUGUCACCGGAGCAGAGAAGGCCACCUCGGUUAUCUUGCAAAUUGUGCCUCCUGAGAACAGUUCUGGGGGCUCGUGGGAAGAGGAACACCAAACGAUCCACUGCAGUGCCACGGAGAGCGUGAUGCAGAAAAACUUCUCUGGCCCUGGCACCCAGAUACGCUGGCGUUCCCCAAGGGCUCCCAGCGCUGGAUCCGCACAAAUAAGGGCCUUUGUCUCCUUUGUCAAUGGGACCACCCUGCUGCGGACCAAGAUCCUGGAAGGAGAGUUGGUCACUUCCAUGUCAUCCUCCGUCUCCCAGCCAACCAGCAGCCCCCACAAGCCAACUCUUCACAGCAACCCUUCUGAUGUUCACCUCCACCUCAACACCACUACAGUCCACCAUAAUUUUGCAUCUUCCCACCAGUGGACAAAAGAUCCACACAGUUCGGUCUCUGUGGCCCAAGCCAGUUCAUUCCUUCUCACCAUCCUACAACUUCUUUCCAUCUCUCUUGGAUACAAGCUUCUGACCUAAGAUCUGUCCCUUUGCAAAGCCCAAGUGUUUGGAGCACGCUCCCAUCUUUGCAUAUAACCGGAAUGUAAGAACUGAUGGACUGAUUUUCUUGGGAACAAAAUAUCCCCCCCACCCACUCCCAAAAAAACCUUUCUUUCCCCUCUCUCCCUCCCUCCCUCUCUCCCUCCCUCUCUCUCUCCUGCACCCUUCUUGAACGUCAGUGGUUGAUUCCAGAAACGUUUCAGCAGUUGUCUUGUCCCAAUCCAAAGAGAAAUGACCCAAAGUGUUGUAGUUAGGGGAGAAAAUCCAGCCCGUGUUGGGUUUGCCCCCUCUAUGGCUUCAAGACAUAAUAAUAAACUAAAAGGUCAACAAAUUGCUACCCCAAUUCAGCUGCCUGAGGCAGAUCGUCAAUUUGUCAAACAGUAAAACCGUUCUGGAUCCAAAAGUGCUAAGAUGCAAACAUUACAGUAUUUUAAAUGUAUUUUGCUACAAUCUAGGCAAAAAUAGUCUUUAAAAAGUAGACCCUAUAGCUUCUUCUUGCAAAGGGUGUUUCCAUUCUCCAUAGCAAGAAGAAUACCAGUGUUUCAAGGGCAUUUGAUUCAGGGACACACGAGGGCACCGAGGCCUGGAUCAUCCGACCAAAAGGGUGAAAUCACUGUCACAAACUGGAACUGACAUUAUUCUCUCCGAGUCCUGCAAAUAUGCUGACAGAAGCAUUUCAUAACAGGCAAAUCUCAGCACAGCAACACAAAAGGCUGUCCAGAAUCACUGUACUUGAGUUCCAACUGAAAUACAGAUUUGAAAAGUUCACAAGCUAAAUUGCAUCUUUUCAUCUGUGGUCUCACCAACCAUCUGGACUAGAGAUCUGUGAGGCUGGGAAGAUCCCCUUUUUAAACUUCAGCUUUCAGCUUUUCAAACCCCCUGCUGGGAAGGCAUUCCCCCCCUGCAAAAAAAAAGCUUUUCUCCAAAAAUAACUUGGGAGCUGCGCUACUACUACCGCGUCUGAAGAACUAACUGUCUAGAAAAGAACUGGGAGGAGAUGUGAAGAAACAGAGGAGAAAAGGGAUUUUGGAAGCUCAGAGUCCAAUUUUCCAGUAGGACAUGUUGAACUUCCAAAAGUGCUGUGCAUGUUCCUGAUGUUUUUUGUACAUACUGUGUAUUUGGAAAGAGUAUUUUGAAACUCCAUUGUGC